Molecule: messenger RNA, 1941 nt
Organism: Cimex lectularius (bed bug)
Lineage: Eukaryota; Metazoa; Arthropoda; Insecta; Hemiptera; Cimicidae
Product: protein FAM122A
Exons: 5
Coding region: 342-1121 (259 amino acids)
Molecular function (GO): protein serine/threonine phosphatase inhibitor activity
Source: RefSeq, a predicted model, not a curated record
AAAUAGAAGAAGAGUAAAUAUUUUGAAAUUAUAAAAGAGAGAAAAAAGAGGGGAAAAUACUUUAGCAUGGGAGAAACGUAUGGCAUCAUUUGUCCGCUUUCGACGGGAGAAGUUUCAACAAAGGCCAGUCCGAGCCGAGUCGGACUCUCACCGAGUAGAAGAUCAGCAGGUCUUUUUUUGUCGGAGGCAGCAGCCUUCCCGAAGCGAGCAGGUCUCGUCAGUUGCACUUUGGGACGGAUAAGCAGGAAAGAGCGAAGCAGCUCGGACGUCGCCUCCCCGCCCCGUCGUCGCUCGGCUUUUCGACUUGUGAUGUAUUUUCGACCUCACCCGGCCGAUUCGAGAUGGCAUCGGGUGCGAGCAUGAAAAUGGAUGUUGAUAAUCCUCUGGUUCUGAAACGAUCCUCGAGUGCGCCUAUGAUCAACGAAUUGAACAAUUCGCCGUCCUCGCAGAGCCCCCAGAGCCAUCCGACCAAUAGAGAACCAAUUGCAAUGUCUACAAUAUGUCCUUCUGGAGUUGUUCGGACAAGACGGUUCAGCACCAGUUGCACCCCUUUAUCUGGACCUUCGUCGCCGAAAAUGACUCACAGGGUGAACCAGCUAAGGAGAGAAGAGAGUGUGGAUGUCCUCGGGAGAGAAGCUGCCCACGAACGGGAGCUUAACUCCGCCAUGGCUAUGUCUCAAUCUUGGGAAGACCUGACACUCGUUACCGAACCAAAUAAGAAUGAAGAAGGCAAUAAUUCAAAAACUGGAAAAGUAGAUCCGCUUAACCUCUCUAUAGCUAGUGCUGGCUGCACACCACCUUUAAGAUCAACUCCUUCACCUACAACGCCUUUAAGGCAUUUUACAACAUUUAAAACUAGCCUUACACCAAGUCCAACUAGUAAAUUUAGGAGUCAAAGUCCUAUCGGAUUGAAGCCAUCUUCUCUUGGCAAUUCUGUAAAAAGAAAAUUUGAACUAGAAGAAAAUGAACCUCCAGCAAAAAGAUUUAGCAGUUUAAUUAUUCAGCAAGCAAGGUUUGAGCCUGUUGAUAUUCCCAGCAGGGGCACUAAAUGUUUUGACAAGAUCCAAACGAACCAGGAAACAGCUUGUGCCCAGUCUGGGGGUGGCGGCACUCCAGACUAACAUGUUGCCAAGUCAGCUUCAAUUUAUCUCUAGUCUUUUAUAAUUUUGUAAAUACCAUGAAUAAUCUCUCCUGUUAUCUAUGCUCCAACCCCAUCUGUUUUGUAUAAUGUAAUCCAUGUUUUUUUUUCUUUUAAUGAAUAAAUUUCCUCGAUUGUUGCCAAAACAGGUUAAGUUUACGGAAAUGCAUGUUCUAGAUCUUUAUUUAAAUUCAUGUUUACCAUUUUCAUCUGUUAAUUUAAAAAUUUUGUUUUCUUUUGUAUGCAAAUAAAUUGAUUACAUACAACGUUCAGUAUCAUAAACUUUAAUUUGUAGUUAGUUCAGUACUUUUGUAAUGUUCAAUUUACAUUAAAAAAACCUACAUUUGAAAUAAUAAUUAUUCUUAACUUUUAUCUACCCAAUUUCGCUCGAAUUUUUUGACAAUAUUUUACUUUAAUAGGUCCCUUCAAUCUAAUGGAAAAAAAACACCUUUCAUACUGAAUCAUUAUUAAAUCUUUGUUUUUUUAUAUAAUUCCAUGUAAUACUGUCUUCCAUGUAAUUUAAUUAUUAAAUGAGAAAUGCACUUUUCUCUUUUAAUGUCAUCACAUUUUCAUAGUUCCCUAUUAAAUACUGCGAUACAGACCUUAACGUUUGUUACAUCAGCGAUUUGUAUAUAUUAUGUAUAGUGAAUCUAAUUAUAAAAGCCGAAGUAAUAAAAAACAAUCAUGAAAUGUAAAUUGCAAUAUAAAUUAAAUUACACAAAUAAGCAAGUUCCUCUUAGCUUUUAACCUACUGUGACUGACAAAUUAGUUUUUAUUUAAUUACAAAUAAAAAAGUACAUGAA